This is a messenger RNA of Phragmites australis (common reed), 3725 nucleotides long. RefSeq lists its product as uncharacterized. The transcript has 4 exons. Lineage: Eukaryota; Viridiplantae; Streptophyta; Magnoliopsida; Poales; Poaceae. The coding region runs from base 1 to 3372 and encodes 1123 amino acids. Gene Ontology annotation, molecular function: protein binding. The record is from RefSeq and is a predicted model, not a curated record.
AUGGAGAAGGAGACACUGCACAAGUUCAUACGAUGCUUCAACAACAUCCAAAGCACCAUCCCCAAGGUAACCGAUGCUGAUGUCAUCCAGGCCUUUACUCGGGGUUGCAGGAACCACAGGUGUAUUGAAGACCUUGCCAUCAAUGACCCUAAGACGGUCAAGGAGCUGAUGGAUAUCGCCGACAAGGCAGCCAGUGUUGAGGAGUCCCUCUCGUUCAAUAAGGAUAGUAUUGACUUCCUAACUGCUAACAAGGUGGUCGAGUAUGAGGGUUUGCUUGCAGGUCUUCGAGUAGUUUCUGCGCUUGCCAUCCACUACCUACUCAUGAAUGGAGAUUCACAGUUGGUGGUGAAGCAAGAUUCAGAGAACAUUGAUGAUGCCGCAAAACAAAUACUUGACCUUUUGCGCGCUGCCCAUGGUAGCCAGGAAAACAAAACAAAAUCAUUCUUGUUCCAUGGUUGGGAAGGACUGGGGGCAUCUUCUGUUCUUAAAGCUAUAGCUGAAUUCCUGAAAUCAACAAGCUGUGAUUCCGACACAAGAAAUCUUUUUGGCAAAAUUAUCCACGUGGACUGCACUUUGUGGAAAAGUAGAAGGGCCAUGCAGAGGACAAUUGCAGAGGAACUAGGCCUUCAUCAUUUAAUGCCGCGGUUUCAUAAAAUGGAUGAGGAUGAUGAUUUCAGAGGGGUAGAUGAUGGUUCAAGAGUAGAGAUAGCAAGCAUUGGAACAGCAAUUUUUCAAUCUCUUGUAAAUGAAAGAUUUCUGGUGAUUUUUCAUUGUGGAACAGAUGAAGAUAUCAAUUUCGAUGACUUUGGCAUUCCUUCGAAGUUCAGUUAUGGUGAAGUUUUAUGGACGAAAUAUGGAAGAUUCCAGCUCACUCGAGAGGAUGAUUUCAGCUCCACGUCGAUUAAUAUUGUGGGAAAUAUUAAAAGAAUUUUGUAUUUAUGGCAUCAGGAAGUUGUUGAACUAAUACGUUGCAUGGGUAUGAUGAGCAUCAACACAGACCUAGUUCUGGACUGCUAUUCAUACUUACUGUUCCUAAUUUGCCAAGACAGCACUCGUACUGUUGACUUCGAUUGGCUUACUCAUGCUUGUAAUUAUUGGAUAUGUGAUGGAAUCCUACGAGGGGACAGAGCAUGGGAGAUUGGUAAAGCUUUACAUAAACUGAUACUGACACCAUUGGGCUAUUCUUCAGAUUUAGUUCAGUAUUUGGAAGGAUUUUUGGGAGAAGAAAUUGAACGGCGAAGAGAAUGGGUUUCAAUCACAAUUAAACAACAUGGAGAACAGAGAAGCUUGACUAGUCCUGUUAAGGCGUCAUCCUAUUUCCUCACAUUUGUAGGAAAUGGUCAACUCGAACUACAAACAGAUUUAUUUCAACCGGCCAGCAAUCUCCAUGUGCUAAAACUCUGCAAGUGCAGCUUUGAUUUUUCAUCACCUCCUUUCCGCUACUGUCAGAACCUUAGGUUCCUUUGGCUCGACCAUUGUACAAACAACGCGAAGGAUCCGGAGCAAAAUGCAGUCUCAUGUUUCCCAAACCUGUGGGUGCUUGACUUGCGUUUCACAAAUUACAUUAACUUUUCGCAUAUGCUAGAACUGAUGAACAAUCUCAGGGAGUUAAAUACAAUGGGAGUCUCCUGGAGGACUAUCAGUCAUGCAUGGAAAAGACUGCAGGAUCUUCAGAAGCUGAGAUUAACAAAAACUUCAGAAGUGAUCACAGUGGACAGCUGCUCCUCCAUAGAUUUGAUGAAUCUGGAGCUUCUUGACUUGUCUAGUAAUACUCAAAUGGAAUCAUUGCCAGACCUAUCAUUAGCAGAAAAACUAAAGAUGCUGGUUCUUGAUGGUUGUUCUGGCUUGGCGCAUGUCACACUUGAAAGAGCUCCAAUGCUCGAGAUUUUUAGUUUAGAUGGUUACGGCCCAGCAACGAACUGGACACAUUCCUUGCAGCUGCCAAAAAGAGAACUGCGUCCUAAGUCCCAUGUAUCUCAAGAUGAAGCCAAGCUCUCAAAGGUCUCCCUAAAGGGUUGUGCUCGGCUGCACAGUGUAUUCUUGCAUGCAUUGCCUAAGCUAGAGGAGUUGGACAUGUCUGGUACAGCCAUCAAAACACUCGAUCUUGGUGCAAUGGAUGCCCCACGGCUCAAGAAGCUAUUCUUGCUGGGGUGUGAGCAACUCCGUAGCCUACUCUGGGAUGGAAAUAACCCUGAGCUACAAGUGCUACAUGUGGACACUCAGGGGAGGAGCACAAGAUCAGCAGUCUGUUGUGGAGAAUUGAGGUUCGAAGAUUUUGAAGCAGAUAUUACUUUCAAAGAUGGAAGGUUUCUUUGGUCAGCCAUGCAGGGACUGUAUAGGAGAAUGAAUUAUUCUUCCAGCGUGCACCUCCAUAUCUGUUCUUCUACGAUCCAUAGCCAAGCCAUAAUAGCCAAAAGUAUUGUGGAGAUUUGUCAAAGCCAUGAGGAUCUGGUUACAAUAUGGUCUUUCUUACCAUAUAGGGAUAUUGUCCUUACGAAGGAUGUUGCAAGUUCAGCUUUAUCGUGGGAUCGCCUACAGCUUAAACGUUUGAAAAGGCAUGUCGAGAUUGGUGAAGGAAGUUGCCAUUUAGAGAGUAUGCGAGACAGUGAACACUACCAUCAAUUUGUCCAAUUCUAUAUUGAGUCAUUGCAUGUUCACGACAAUUCCUCAAUCAAGGCUAUCCCGCCAAGUCCUCUGGGAGAUUUUUGUACAUCGUGGUCAAACUUCAAAUGGUGCCACGUAGAAAGAUGCCCCAAGCUGCACACUCUCUUUACUUGGCCGACCGGAACAGAAAUAAGAGUUGCGUUUCUUCAUUUGGUGACAUUUUCUGCGUCUGACCUACAGAUGGCCCACUGCAUCUGGGAUAAAGGAAUUAAUGCUCAAACAUGGGAGGGAUAUUACUUCGUUAACCUAAAACAUAUAUACCUGAGCAACUGCCCCAGGCUCAAGUUCGUCCUUCCCAUUUCCUUCGACUUGCCAAGCUUGGAGAUCCUCCACAUUGAGUACUGCAGCAAUGUCACACAUGUUUUCCCGUUGGACCACGAGUACCCAAAGAGAAUAGCAGCUCGUGCAGAAUUCAAGAACCUGAAGCACAUCAAACUACAACAUCUACACAACCUGGAGCAGAUAUCCGAGGCAAGAGUCUUGUCCGCGCCGGCACUGGAGACGAUCAGCCUCAGGGAUUGCUGGGGCCUGCGACGGCUACCGGCUAUCGCAGUCCGCGAUCCUAAGCCAGUCGUGGACUGUGAGAAGGACUGGUGGGACAAGCUCGAGUGGGACGGACGGGACGCCGGUCAUGACCCAUCGCUCUUCAAAACGCGCCAUUCGGACUACUACAAGAAGACCAUCCGGAGGGUCUCCGUUCUGAGGUAAUCUUCUCCACCACUACAGCAGUUUGCUGCUCUGGCAUGUGUUGCUCUUCAGCAAAGCAAGGGAGCUUGGCUUACAUGAAGCUUCAGAUUGUUGCUAUUACAAGUUCCAUCGAUCUCAACUAUGAGGUGUUUCCUUUUUCUGCGUGCCGGCAAAAGUGUUCGUGUUCUACAGUGUGGCUGUAUGUAGCAACUAUGUUGCUACUUGCAGCGAUGAAUAAAUUGUGUGUUUCACCAAGAUACUUGGUUUAGGUAUCCUUGGAUUGGUGUGUCAAGAACUGGUGUGCUAUUUUUCUCCAGCUUAGAGUGGUAUUCACAAUCGAGCUUGUGGGCAUGAACCUAGUGUUCGUGGUUGAU